AUGUGGAACGAUGAAGACAAUAAUCCAUACGGCACCAGCUUUGAGCGAAGAGACUCAAUAACCUCCUCAAAUGCUAUUCCAAACUCACCUGGAUCUCAACAUGAUUUUGGCAGGCCGCACACUCCUUCGACCAUCAGUGAAAACCACGAUAAUGUACCAGAUCAGCGCAACCUAAGUUACGAUACGAGUGAGGCUGGAAGUGAUGAGGAUUAUGGCGAAGCAUCUCAAGCUACAAGAAGGCAGAAGAAAGGAGGUUAUGAUAGUCGCAUUGAACAAAUUCUCUAUGAGAAUCCGGAACUACCUAUUCUGAUUGUCGAUGCUGGAAAGAGUUCUGAGAGUGGAGGGAAAUAUAUUGUGUAUACAAUAAGAACUGGAGAUCUUGAAGUUCGUCGGCGCUAUUCCGAGUUUGCGUCUCUCAGAGAUGCGCUCUCUAGAUUACACCCUACUUUGAUCAUUCCACCUAUUCCGGAGAAGCAUACAAUGGCGGAUUAUGCUGCGAACCCAACAAAGGCCAAGCAGGAUCAACAGAUCAUAGAUCUUCGAAAGCGCAUGUUGGCUGUAUUCUUAAACAGAUGUAGGAGAAUGGAUGAGGUACGUAAUGAUGGGGUUUGGUGGAGAUUUUUAGAUCCAAACGCAAGUUGGAGCGAAGUCUUACAUUCCCAUCCCAUCGCAUCAAUUCCAAAAUCCAACAUGAAGGCCCCACCACUCGACCCCGCCAACCCCACACCUGCUCACGCAUUUCUACCUGUACCCGCAACAUCGGCGAAACUCAAGGCGGCUUCUACAGCAAAUACCAAUGCUCAAGGUAUGAUAGCACAGCCUUCCGAUUAUGCUGCUACUCCUUCCGCCGCGGCGCAUACUCAAUCCGGACCACAAGUCUUUGGUAGGAUCCCACCGGAAAGUGCAAAUUUGAGUGAACAAGAUUUGGAUCCAUACUUCAUAAGCUUUGAGUCUUCCACAAAGGAUCUAGAAUUAUUGUUGACUGGACCUAUUGAACGAGUAAACCGGAGGACUUUGACUCACUUGUCUUCCUUGUCGACAGAUUUGGCAGAACUUGGCGCUAGAUUCAAUGGCUUUUCACUCUCGGAACCCUCGGCAUCUCUUGCAGCAGCUAUUGAAAGAGUUGGUCAAGCUGUAGAUUCCUCAUACAUUGCGACUGAGGAACUUUCUGCUUCUUUAGGUGCAAGUUUUGCCGAACCAAUGCGAGAGAGUGCACAAUUUGCUGGAGUAGUUCGUAGUGUUUUGAGAUAUCGCGUUCUAAAGAGGGUACAGCAAGAGAUGACUAACGAGGACUUGGCCAAGAAAAGGGCUCUCCUAGAACAACUGGAAAGAAGUGAGGCUGAAUCUAAGAGAAUCGACCAAUACCUUAGCAAUAGUGGAACUGCUAAUGUACCACGGCGGUCAAAUUCAUCUGCGAGAGAACCGCCACAAUCAAGUCGCGAAUCACCACAUGAUGACACAGCAUCGAUUGAUUCUGACUUUCCUCCCACUCAUGGCGAUACUCCUUCUGCAUCACAAGGUAUUCCUCAACCUGAGGAAAUACCUCCUACUCAUCGAAAGAGCUCCAGUGGAAAUUUCAUCACCAAUAAGAUUUUUGGCCGCAUAAGUCAUGCAGUUCAUGGUGUUGUUGAUGCUGACCCGGAGCGAACACGGAGGGAUCAAAUUAGCAAGACUAGGGAAGCAAUUUCACAAUUGGAACAAGCUCAACUGGCAUCUGCACAAGAUGUAAAAGAUGCAAGUGCUGGUGUGCUCAAGGAUUUGCAGAGAUUCCAAACAGAGAAAGAGGACGACUUGAAGAGAUAUAUGCUUGCCUACGCCAGAUCUCAGAUCGAAUGGGCCAAGAAAAACAAAGAGACUUGGGAGGAAGCUAAAGUUGAAGUGGAGAAGAUAGAUGCUAAUUAA
This is a messenger RNA of Sclerotinia sclerotiorum 1980 UF-70, 1902 nucleotides long. RefSeq lists its product as hypothetical. The coding region runs from base 1 to 1902 and encodes 633 amino acids. Gene Ontology annotation, biological process: retrograde transport, endosome to Golgi. The transcript has 5 exons. Lineage: Eukaryota; Fungi; Ascomycota; Leotiomycetes; Helotiales; Sclerotiniaceae. The record is from RefSeq and is a predicted model, not a curated record. Gene Ontology annotation, molecular function: phosphatidylinositol binding.